This is a messenger RNA of Miscanthus lutarioriparius, 192 nucleotides long. The record is from the annotation of a GenBank genome assembly. Lineage: Eukaryota; Viridiplantae; Streptophyta; Magnoliopsida; Poales; Poaceae.
AUGGCGGCAGGCGGGGCUUUUGCACAAACCCCCUCUGGACAGCUGCGUAAUCUUAGAGCCAGGCUCGGCGGAAACGCCAAGGGGCAGAGACGCUUCUCCUGCCCGGACCCGGUUGCCCGCUGUCGUCGCAACGUCAAGCGUAUAAUUAGCAAGGCGCAGCGCGACGGGGCAACAGCCAACGCCGAGGAAUAG